CGAACGCAAUCGGCGUGUAACCCUCUAAAGCCUCUCAGUCAACGGCUGCACCCUCGCGAAGUGCGCAAUUUUAAGCAAUUUCAGGAUUCGCCUGUCGACAUCGGCGAUUCGGCGACAUUGAAAUCCCGCAGGCAGGACUGUCCACGGGUGGCGAGACACGUCGCAGACGUGAUUGACAGUACGUGGGGCGCUGCUUCACAUCGUCCGGCCGUGAGUGUUUCCCGUCCGAGGAUCGUGCCGCAUCGUCGCAGACCCGAUGUCGGGCAUAGCGAUCGCCAGGCUUGCCGAGGAGCGCAAAGCAUGGAGGAAGGACCAUCCCUUUGGCUUUGUAGCUAGGCCAACGAAGAACCCAGAUGGUACCCUGAACCUGAUGAGUUGGGAGUGCGCAAUACCUGGCAAGAAAUCUACUCCUUGGGAGGGGGGGUUGUACAAGUUACGCAUGAUUUUCAAAGAUGACUAUCCAUCGAGCCCACCAAAGUGUAAAUUUGAACCACCGCUGUUCCAUCCGAAUGUUUACCCAUCUGGCACAGUCUGCUUGUCGCUCCUGGACGAGGAGAAGGACUGGCGACCGGCCAUCACGAUCAAGCAGAUCCUGCUUGGUAUCCAAGAUCUACUGAAUGAGCCAAACGUGAAAGAUCCUGCUCAAGCUGAAGCGUACACAAUAUAUUGUCAAAAUCGUCUGGAAUAUGAGAAGCGUGUUAAAGCUCAAGCCAGGGUAAUGGCUCCGCAGGAAUAAAUCAUGAGAAAACUCGUCAAAAGUUGACAUAUUUAAAAUAUGUGGGAAAGAUAUUGUAUGUGGAUAAAAAAAACACUAUCCUAAACUAUAACUCUUUAUAAUUAAUCUUUUUUACGAGUAAAAUUAAUAUAUGUUGUAACUAAGUUAAGUUAGUCGCAUGCUUAACAUUUAUUUACCGACUAUUCCGUUCAUGUGUCUUGAAAUUUUGGAGAUGUAAUGUACAUCAUGUGAAGAUCAACACAUAUAAAUACUUUCGCACAUAAAGAAUAUUCUUAUUAAUAUUAAGAUCAUAUUACGACAGAAUAUGUAUACUUUAAGGCAGAAUUAUUUUUUGAUCUAAACUUUAAUUUUUAAGUCUUCGUAAGUGAUUACCGAUGUUAUUUUUUAAGGAGACACGAAGAAGUAGCAGCUGUUAAAUAAAUAUCUCGAUAUCUUAUCUAUAUUAGUUCUAUUCUUGAAUAUAUAUGGUAGUGUAUGUGUAGAGUUUACUAAGUAAUGUACAAAUCUCAAAGAAAAAUAAAAGAUUUCAAACACGAAA
This is a messenger RNA of Monomorium pharaonis (pharaoh ant), 1274 nucleotides long. It is a transcript of the gene lwr, whose product is annotated as SUMO-conjugating enzyme UBC9-B. Lineage: Eukaryota; Metazoa; Arthropoda; Insecta; Hymenoptera; Formicidae. The record is from RefSeq and is a predicted model, not a curated record. The transcript is spliced from 4 exons. Gene Ontology annotation, cellular component: nucleus. Gene Ontology annotation, molecular function: SUMO conjugating enzyme activity. The coding region runs from base 257 to 736 and encodes 159 amino acids. Gene Ontology annotation, biological process: protein sumoylation.